AUGGCAGAUAAACCUGAGCAAAAUCAAGUACCAGUAACAAGUGAAAAGAAGAAGGACCCAAAAAGAGUAGCUGCAGGGAAACGACUAUCGGCAAUUGGUAGAAUAGCAAAGGAGAGGAAAAGGAAAUAAGCUGAACCUAUUGAGUCAUCUGGUAAUGAUAGUAUGAUUACCUACAUAGGAGUGGCUAUUGCAUUAAUAUCUCUUGUGCUAGCAUAUAAAACACAUCAGAGGGAAACAAAAGAACCAGAACCUGAGUACAUCCCUAAAACUGUAGAAGUAACUAAGAGAGCUGAUGAGUCCAAGUUAGAUUCACUUGAAUGA
This is a messenger RNA of Paramuricea clavata, 321 nucleotides long. Lineage: Eukaryota; Metazoa; Cnidaria; Anthozoa; Malacalcyonacea; Plexauridae. The record is from the annotation of a GenBank genome assembly.